Spirodela intermedia is the source of this 819-nucleotide messenger RNA. The record is from the annotation of a GenBank genome assembly. NCBI's taxonomy places the organism in Eukaryota, Viridiplantae, Streptophyta, Magnoliopsida, Alismatales, Araceae.
AUGGAGAGCACAAGAGCCGGGGGCUCACUGAGACUGUCAUCCCUCAAUCACAUAUCCGUCGUCUGCAGAUCGGUGGAGAAGUCGCUCGACUUCUACCAGAACGUCCUCGGCUUCAUCCCCAUCCGGCGUCCCCAGUCCUUGAAAUUCGAGGGCGCAUGGUACGUCCCGACGCUCGGCGAAGCGCCGAGGAGGGCUCCUGCCAUCUCCUCUUUGCUCACCAUCCAUAUCCGUGAGCCAUUCAUUCAUUAUGUUGCACGGCCGUUGAUUAGCUUCGUGGGAAUAAACGAAUCCGCAGGCUGUUCAACUACGGCAUCGGAAUCCACCUGCUGCAGUCGGAGGAUCCGGCGAGCAUUCCGGAGAGGCGAGAGAUCAACCCCAAGGAUGACCACAUCUCCUUCCAGGUACGACUGCCCCGCUGCGCGCUGAGAGAGGUUCCUCCGAUUCCCUCGCCGGCGUCACUCACUCACUCUCUUCCGCGGUGCGCAGUGCGAGAGCAUGGCGGCGGUGGAGGAGAAGCUGGGGGAGAUGGGGAUCCGCUUCGUCCAGAGGACCGUCGAGGAGGGUGGCAUCUCCGUCGACCAGCUCUUCUUCCACGACCCCGACGGUUCCAUGAUCGAGAUCUGCAACUGCGACGCCCUCCCCGUCGUCCCUCUCCCCGGCAGUGAGCCCAUCUGGGUCUGCAAACGCACCACCGCCACCGCCAGCCUCCUUCAUCCGCCGCCGCAGCAAUCGCCGCAGUGCCUUCCCUCCGCCGCCGGCCACUUGGGCGACGCCUACCCUGUGUACGUCGAGGGCGACUCCUAUGCGUCUCGUUUGUAG